Molecule: messenger RNA, 2709 nt
Organism: Marchantia polymorpha subsp. ruderalis
Lineage: Eukaryota; Viridiplantae; Streptophyta; Marchantiopsida; Marchantiales; Marchantiaceae
Source: the annotation of a GenBank genome assembly
GCUGCGUCUGCCACCAACCCGUCCCCAUUCCUUUAUACCGUAUGAUUGUUCGCAGUUGGAGUUGAUCACCAGUCCCCUGGGGAGUCCGCGAACAUCAGAUAAAGACUACAGCACUAAACGUGUAUCAACUAAUGCAGAUGCUAUCUGACUGUCAGUGCAUUCAUUGAAUAAACCCGGGUGCUUUCGUGAUCUUGCCGCGGGCCUGCUCUUGCAAUAAGUUAUCUUGUCCUCGUAGUGCAAAAUUGCCUCCGAUGUGGGUCAUGGAUCUAGUCACCUGCAGUGUGUUCUCUCUGCGAGUGCAGAUUGACUGGACCCCGAAGUACGUGUGGCGGGAUGCUGUUACAGCCCUUCCCGUAAGAAAGGUUGCGCAAGUGAGAUUGAGCUAAUGGAAGGAAAAUGGUGGAGCAUUGUACCAACAUUGGUUGUCCUGCUUGCUCUCCAAGGUGGGAGAGCAAAGGCUCAGUUCUUUGUUGGCUUUUACGAUACGAAGUGUCCCCGAGCUGAAAGCCUCAUCAGUCUGACGGUCCAGCAGGCUGUGGCAAGGGACCCGACCUUGGCCGCGUCUAUUUUACGAAUGCUGUUUCACGACUGCUGGGUGCAGGGCUGUGACGCGUCCGUUCUGUUGGACACAGCGCCUGGUUUCGGACAGGCCGAGAAGGAUGCCCCACCCAAUCAAUCUCUGAGGGGUUUCGAGGUAUUCGAUGCUGCUAAGGCAGCUGUGGAGUCGGUGUGCCCGGGAGUCGUCUCUUGCGCCGACAUCAUCGCUCUUGCCGCUCGAGACGCCACCGUCGCUGUUGGCGGACCCACUUGGCAAGUACCAACAGGUCGAAGAGAUGGCACGAUUUCUCAGCUUUUGGAUGCAGGCAUUAACAUCCCCUCUGCCGCGUUCAGCUAUCAACUUCUUCGCCAGAAUUUCAAUCUGCAUGGUUUCUCUGAAGACGAGAUGGUCACUCUCUCUGGUGCCCAUACGAUUGGACGAGCGCAUUGCUCAGCGUUCAGCAGCAGACUGUACCCGACCGUCGAUCCGACUUUGGACCCGGCGUACGCCGCACAAUUACAGGCAGCGUGUCCUCCGAACGCGAAUCCCAACAUUCGCGUGCCACUCGAUCUGAGCACCCCAGACGCAUUUGACAAUAAUUACUAUACUAAUCUUCCUAUCGGUAGAAGUCUCAUGCCUUCUGAUGCUGCCCUCUUGAACGACGGAUUCAGCACUCGCGUGAGUGAACAAAACUCGCAGAACAGUCAGUUUUGGACUGUGAAGUUCGCUAAUGCCAUGUUCCGAAUGAGCCAACUGAAUAUGAAAUUAGGCUUGCAGGGCGAAAUUCGCCAAAACUGCCGCUUCCGAGGGUAAGUGAUGUUGCGACAUCCUCGAGCUGCACCACAUGUCAUGUCCAGACUCUUGUACGUCUGAAAUUGCGCCUCAUUCCUCUUUCGUUCUGAAACACGACAGUGAAGGGAUCGAAGCAUAAUUUUUCCGCGUCGACCCCAAGUGAUGGGUAGUACUUCGUGACCAAUUCACGUGUGUUGUAUGUGUUUAACUUUCUUCUUUGGAGAUUAUGCUUCACAGCUUCACGUGUGUCGUGUUACGAUCGCCUGGAGAACCUGGACCUGAGAAUUUUAUUCCAGCCAGCACCUAUCGUAGAUAAUUUCGAUUGAGCUUUGGAUUUGCAUUCAAAGCUCAGUCGAGUAAAUCUGCUCCAGUGUCUUCGACUUCCUCCCCAACCUAGCGUAUAGUCUGAAUGAGUCGCUCCAUGACUGGAUGCAGAGUGUAAUUUAGAUGUGUCAAGGGCACAGAGAUCGAAAAGCUGUACCAAAUGUGACUGAAAUGGGGUUUCACUCCGGUUGCUUCAGAAGCGGAUUGAUGAAGGUGAGCAGGAGUAGAGUUGCUGAACCGCUGUAGUGUGCAGAGAAGUAUCGGUUGGCAGACGGGAGGAAACCUGAGAGAAAGAAGUCCCUUAUAAGAAGGAUGUCAAUGUCAGCAAAUACAUUUGUUCUUACAGUACACGUAUCAAUUUCAUAUCACUCCAUUACAUGGGCUGCCGCUAUUAGUUCUUCACCGAGUCUGCAUUGGUUUCUGGGCAUAGGUGGGCCCGACUUCAGUCAUUUAAGUAUGCUUUUAAGGACGAUGUUAUUAAUAUGGUCGAUGGUGGUUGAAGUGAAUGAACCUAGAGCUUCACAACUUAGGAGGAAGAUGGUGUUGGAGAUUGAUAAUGCCGUGACGAUUGAUCGAGGCCAAGGAGUCGUCAAACAGCGAUUGAAUGGAGCGUAUGAAGGUGACUUCCAGUCCUAUCGUCGUGGGAAGAAGUUGGUUAGCUCUUUUCUCGCACCCGAGUUCUGUUUGCAAGACUUCAACAAAUUGCCGUUCUUAUUCGUAUAACUUCACUGCAAACUUCAUACAUCGAAGUGAGACCAAUUACAGCACCCAUCAUAGAACAAUGAAUCUUCUACUUGAAGCAACUGUGUUCCUCUCAAACUACCUGUGCAUGACGAAGGUGAACGAUGAUUACUAUGGAUAUUUAUUAAAACUGCGCCGUGUGAGAGUAUAGUAAAUCUUGUAUGGCGGGUCGAAUUGAUGUGAUGCGUAGUUGCCAUUGUGAGAAUUUAUCGUAUAGAUCUGACUCGAUGAGGAAUGUUUACGAGGAAUAUUUGCGUCAUGAGAUGAACAAGGAGAAAAUACUUCUUGUACAAUACCGGUUUGACAUAACAAAU